Messenger RNA from Cyprinus carpio (common carp), 2906 nucleotides. Its product is annotated as PC4 and SFRS1-interacting protein-like. Gene Ontology annotation, molecular function: transcription coregulator activity; double-stranded DNA binding. Gene Ontology annotation, biological process: regulation of transcription by RNA polymerase II. Gene Ontology annotation, cellular component: nucleus. NCBI's taxonomy places the organism in Eukaryota, Metazoa, Chordata, Actinopteri, Cypriniformes, Cyprinidae. The record is from RefSeq and is a predicted model, not a curated record.
CUUUUAAAUUCGCGAGUAAUUACACAUAAACUCAAAUACGCAGUAAUCAAACCUAACAUUGAGAAGAAACCUGUUAGUAAUUAUAUUUUGGGAAAUUACAAAUCACCCCCCUCCCCCUCUCUGAGUAGUGGUACAUUCCUCGGUCGCACUGAGCGGGAAUGCGGACCGAACCAUUCCACCGGCGCUGAGGGGAGACACACAUUCUCAUGCACGUCUCAUUCAUCGCGUGAUAAUAUUUUUAAUUCGCGUGCUUUCCGUUUUGUUUUUAAACCUGGGAGUUAUUAAAGUGGUUUCUGAGUGAGCAGAUAUGCAGAAAGGAGUGAAGAUGAAGAUGAGCACUGAUGAGUUUACUCCAGGGGACAUAGUGUUUGCUAAAAUGAAGGGUUAUCCUUUCUGGCCCGCCAGGAUUGGGGAAGGAAAAGCCCCCAAAAAUAAGAUCCCCAUCUUCUUUUAUGGAACACACUCGAUAACGUUCCUCUUGCCCAAAGACAUCGUCCCCUACUGGCCAAACAAAGAGAAGUACGGCCGGCCAAUCAAACGCGGCGGCUUCGAGGAGGGCAUGUGGGAGAUCGAGAACGACCCGGGUGUGGGCCUCAGAGGUCACAAGAAAGCAGCGCUGCUGAAGCGACUGUCAGAGAGUCGACCGAAACUGAAAGACAGGACGAAGAAGAAAGCAGAAGAUCAGAGCGAAGCCAAGAACCAGAGCGCAUCCCGUAAGGAGUCAGCGCCGAAGAGCGAUUCGAACGCAGCGACGCCUCGCAAGAAAGAAACUCCUGUGAAAACCAGCAAAACAAAGUCUGAAUCCGUCGCUCCCGCAGACGAUAAAACAACCGUAACCAGAUCAACACGCUCCAGAGAUCCUGAGACGAAGACCGUCACGCCAGACGAGAGACGCACGACAGCGAAGACGGCCGGCGAACGGAGGAGGAUUUUACCGUCCGGAAAGAUCGUUUUAGCACGAGGAGCGGCAGCAGCGAAGACGCUCUCCGCUCGCAGGAAACACGCACUGAACAGAAAGCUCAAGAAACGGAGAGACGCUCACAAUCUCAAGCAGCCCUUGAGGAUCACGCGCUCUACUGCAGAUCUGACCCAGACCUCAGACCAGACCACUGCCGCGCCGCCGAAGACACCCGCUCUGAAGCGGACACGCUCGCAGACUGAGUCUGAUGUGAAGGAAGACGCUCACGCUCCACUUCCUGUGACGAGCAGCUCCGCCCCCUCGCGCCCAGCAGAUUCAAAGAGGAAACGUCUGGCGGAGGAGCAGACGCCCGCACCAGAAGAACCGGAGAGGAGCGAGGUCGAGAAGAUAAACACACAAGACAAGCCUGAACAGACAGAGACGGUGAUUAAACCCAAGACGACGAAGAGCGACGUUCUGAGUGUCUCUGAAAAACAAGACGAGACAAAAGAGGAGAAGAAAGCGACAGAUGAAGAGGAGAGCGCUUUGGAGAUCCGGAGGAGCAGCAGCGGUCUGUGUGUCUCUCAGAGGAGUCAGAUCCUGGCCGAGAAGAGGCAGAGCGUGCUGAAGUCACUGCAGGGACUGGUGACGUCCACCAGAGGGAAGACACAGACCGGCGCCGAACACACGGUGCACUGCGAGGAGCCGCAGACACGUCCCGAGAGGAGCCCCAUCAAACCCACGGCGGAGGAGGAGGAGGAGGAGGAGGAAGAGAAGGAAGAUCCGGAGCAGAACGGAGAGCGUGACAGCAGCAACACAGAACAGCAGAACAACAGCAGCAGCAGAGAGGAAGAGCGCAAAGAUCACUCUCUGUCCGUCACAGACUCGUUGCUCUACCGGCUGCAUGGUGACAUCAGAAUCUCAAUGAUGCUCGAAAAUCCAGAUGUCAGUAAGUGUUUAUCGGCUCUGGAUGAGUUGAGCACCGUCCCGGUCUCGUCUCGAAACAUUCAGAACCACAGCGAGCUCAUCGACACGCUCAGAAAGAUGCGCUGGUUUCGCGGCAGCGAGGCGAUCAUGUUUAAAGCAUCCAUGUUGUACCAUCGCUUUAAAAACAUCUACCUCAUCGGAGACGCCGACGAGACUCUGAGUCAGGAAUACAUCGACUCACUGCAGGAGGAGAGAGAGACGGACGCCAGAGCAGCUGUGAGUCUGACGAGCGUCUGCAAAGAGACCCGAGAUACGAAACAAGCGCCUCAAACCACUGAACAUGUGCCUCACAGGGCGGACAGGAGCUGACGCGAGGAAACCGCCGCCGUUUUUAUCCUUGUUGUGUUGCUAUUCUGAAACCAGGCUUUUUAUCCGCUGUCGGAGAGUUUUAUCCUGUCGCCCUGCAGUUAUUUAUUCCCGCUGAGCGUUUCACCGUCCAGUGCGAUUCUUCAUGUAAAUCACGGGUUCUCUACACGAGGUUUUCCCGUCACAGAUGAACCCCAGUGCCAUGACGUCAGUGUUUUAGUUCUUCAGUACUUCAGAAAACCAGAGAAAGACACUAAUAAAGGUCAGAGGCGGCGAUGUUUCUGCUGCCAGGACAUCAUCAAACACGCUUCGAUUUCACUCGUCCGGGCUUCUCGUGAAGUCUGAUUUGAUUCUGAUCAGAUUUAUGCCUUUUCCUUUUAUCACAGAGCAUUAGAUCACGUCUGCAGAUUUAGCUCCACGCCUCCAGACCCAUGUUUGUAAGAUGUGACACGAUCAAGUACAUUAAACCCGAGCAUUAAGAUGUUAAAUGGUGCGUGUUUAUACACAAGGCAGCUACAUGAUAUUCAUACAGUAACACUCUUUCACACACACACACACACACACACACACUAUAUCUGAUCUGAAUCCGGUGCUAACACAACAGACGCUGUCUUUAAUGAAUGCAUUUAGCCGUAGAUUUGUAUUAUUAAGCACUUGCAUGUGCUUCCUGUGUGAUAUUACAGUGACUCUGCAUUAAACUGAUCUUCAGUCCUCA